AUGCUGCAGCACAUCUGGCUGCGCAGCGCCCUGAGUCCCUACUUCAAGAGCAUGUUCUCGGAGAACUGGCGGGAGGCGCGGGAGAACGAGAUCAGCAUAGAGAUCGUCGACCCCAACAUCACCAUGGCCGGGCUGGAAACGGCGCUGGGCUCGCUGUACCAUGACGAGGUGCAGCUGCAACCGGCCGACGUCGUGAGCGUGGUGGCGGCGGCGGCACUGUUCCAGCUGGACGGCCUGCUGACCCAGUGCGGGGAGGUGAUGAUGUCCUGCGUCAAUGUUCAGACAGCCAUCGUAUUCCUGGAGGCGGCCACGGCGUACAGCCUGCGCCCCGUCCAACUUCGCUGCCAGCGCUGGCUGGAGACCAACCUCAUGACGCACGUCAACGACCAGCCGUCGGUGCUGCGGCAGGUCAGCCCGGCGGUGCUGAGCUCUCUGGUCGCCUCGCCUGCGCUGGUGGUGCACCAGACAGAGUUCUCGCUGUACGUGGUGCUGAAGGUGUGGCUGUUUCUGCGCCUCUGCGCGGACUGGGAAGGCGGUGGCAGUGCCGCCGUCGUUGCCGCUCACAAGUUCUUCCAGCAGCGGGCCGCGGAGGAGCCCCUGCUGGACUCGGAGGAGGCCGGCGCGCUGGCGGCGCCGUUCCGGGCGCUGCGGCACCAGCACCUGGUGCUGCACCCGCUCGACUUCGAGGUCCUCCACGCCGACAACAUCAUCCCGCCCGGCUGGCUGGCCGGCCUCUAUCGCCACCAGUGGCUGACGCUGCUGCGACUCGACCAGGGAUUGGUCGAGCCUGGCUGGAGCCGUGACGUCACCGAGGCACAGUUUGACGCAUGCGCAUUGCGCUGCGGCCGCACGCUGAAGGACCGACAGAAGGUCACCUGGCGGUGGACGGGCUUCAACUUCGGCGUUGACCUGGUGAUGGUUCACAGUCGUCGUCAGAUCUCGCUGCGGAGGAACGUCCGCCAGGAGCUGCCCCUGCUCAUCAGCCAGGCUAACAGCCGAGACGUCAUCUACCGGGUGACGGCCGUCUGCCUGGACGAGCAGCGCUCCCCCCGUCACACGCAGAGCAGCGGCUUGACGGCCGUCCAGCUGGCGCGCGGCCAGGAGGUGCGCGUGCUCACGCUGGACGAGGCGGCCACGUACCCGCUGUUGCUGGCGGUCAGCGUCAUGACGGCGCCGGGGCCCUGGCGGCCGCCCGCCGAACCGUAGCGGCUGGCGGCCGCGGCGGCCCCGGGCGAGGGGCGAGGAGGGGAGGCGCCCCGACUGGAGGUGAACCUCGAGCUAACGGUGGGAGCUUGGAGUGGUCCGAAGGCUGGGUUGAGUGACUUGAAAUGGCUGCAAGACCGGCGUCUGGGACUCGAGGUGUGUGAGUCGGGGGCAGGUCGCCCGCGCGGUGCCGGCUCUUGGCGGAUAAGUGGAUGGCGGGACAUCUAGUGGCGGAGUGUUGAACCUGUAGGGACGUGCUUGUACAUUGGCGGCGCUAGUGGACGACCAGCUGUGGUGUUCUCGUUGAUCGCGAACGGCUGUCAAUCGCCCUAGCGUAUGAUCUCAGGCACGGAGACCUCGGACUGUUCGGGUGUGGAGGCUCAAAAGAGACCGGCGUUUUGGGUUCUCAUCUCCCAGUCACCUGUGACGAUCUCAGCAUCUCACCUGAGAACCUGAGAGACAACCAUUGCCUUGAAACGACUCGGGAAGCAGUUACUCGCAAAUGACUCGAAAGCCGAGCGCAUGAUCUCGACGUUGCGUGAAGCGCUUCGAAAUGACUCGAAACACGAGCGUAGUCUCGCGGUGUGCCUAAAUUUGGGUUCAGCGUCCGGCAGCAGGCUUAGUCGACGCCAGUGCGCGGACCGUCACGAUCACGUGACAUGUUCCGUUCGCCAAUGGCAGAAAUGGUCACACGCGGUAUUGCUAAAUUUGCUGUGUGCCUCCGCCAACCGGCCGUCGAGCGGGGAUUUUGGGCCGUGGCGCCCUCCCGACCAAGCGGGAGGUUUGUGAACUUGUUGGUGGCGACUUCCGCUCUUUUUCGGUAU
Messenger RNA from Pollicipes pollicipes, 2027 nucleotides. Its product is annotated as protein germ cell-less. Gene Ontology annotation, molecular function: protein binding. Gene Ontology annotation, biological process: germ cell development. The record is from RefSeq and is a predicted model, not a curated record. The transcript is spliced from 9 exons. The coding region runs from base 1 to 1206 and encodes 401 amino acids. NCBI's taxonomy places the organism in Eukaryota, Metazoa, Arthropoda, Thecostraca, Pollicipedomorpha, Pollicipedidae.